Messenger RNA from Leptopilina boulardi, 3417 nucleotides. Its product is annotated as presequence protease, mitochondrial. The record is from RefSeq and is a predicted model, not a curated record. The transcript has 7 exons. Bases 269 to 3340 code for a protein of 1023 amino acids. Gene Ontology annotation, molecular function: metal ion binding. Gene Ontology annotation, cellular component: mitochondrial matrix. Gene Ontology annotation, biological process: protein processing. Lineage: Eukaryota; Metazoa; Arthropoda; Insecta; Hymenoptera; Figitidae.
AAAUUCUCCGCUUACUGGAAAAAAAAUAAUAUGGCGACUAUCCGGUGAAAAGCAAAAAAAAACAUCACGUUUCUGUUUAUUCUUGAUUUAUAAAAUGAAAAAUAAAUUUAAUUUGUCAAUAAACUAUAUACAAUUGUACUUUAAUAAUCGACAAAAAUGAACGUGAAUCUGUGAUAUAUUCUGAAAAUUGUGAAGAUUAAGAGACAGUUUUUAAGAAAAAUAUCGAUAAAAAAAAUAAAAAGGACAGCAAAAAAAAAAAAAAAACAAAAUGUUUUCCAAACUAUUACUUGCAAACAAAUCAUGGACACGACUUCGUGAUAUCACAAAAUGUGGAAAAUUAUACAGUUCACAAUCAUCAUUGGGAUUGCGUGUUGAGACAAAAAAAUUUAAUAACGCCACAAAAUAUGAAGUUGGCAAUAUUAUUGAGGGAUUUAAAGUAAUGCAAUGCUCAAUGGUUGAUGAAAUGUUUUUACGUGCAAUUAAACUUAAACAUUUAACAAGUGGUUCAGAAUAUUUACAUUUAGAACGUGACGAUAGUAAUAAUGUAUUUUCCACUGGUUUUCGUACAACACCAUUAAAUUCCACUGGUUUACCACAUAUUCUUGAACACACUGUAUUAUGUGGUAGUCCAAAAUAUCCAUGUCGUGAUCCAUUUUUUAAAAUGUUACGACGCUCAUUGGCAACAUUUAUGAAUGCAAUGACAGCGCCUGAUUAUACAUUUUAUCCAUUUUCAACGCAAAAUUCAAAGGAUUAUCGUAAUUUAAUGUCUGUUUAUCUUGAUUUGGUUUUUAAUCCAAAUUUACGUUAUUUAGAUUUCUUACAAGAAGGUUAUCGUUUGGAACACACAGACGUGAACGAUCCAAAAUCACCGAUAAUUUUUAAAGGCGUUGUUUUCAAUGAAAUGAAAGGUGUAUUUGUUGAGAAUCAAAAUUUAUUUGCCAUUAAAUUUAUAAAUUCAAUUCUACCAAGUCAUACAUAUGGUGUAAUUGCCGGUGGUGAUCCACUUGAUAUUGUUAAACUCACACACAAGGAUUUAGUUGAUUUUCAUUCUUAUCAUUAUCAUCCAUCAAAUGCACGUUUUUAUUCAUAUGGAAAUUUUCCAUUGGAGGAUCAUUUAAAAUUUUUAAAUCGUGAAUAUUUAUCAACAACAAAAUCAAUUGAUUCAAGUGUAACGCAAGUACCAUCAGAAAAACGUUGGAAUACACCAAGAAAGGAACACAUUUAUGGUAGAUUUGAUCCAAUGAUAUCGGAUCCAGAACGACAAAAUUCCAUGGCAAUUGGUUUAUUAUGCAAUGAUAUUAAUGAUUUACGUACAACAUUUGAUUUACAUGUUUUAUCACAAUUAUUAUUAAGAGGACCAAAUUCUGCAUUUUACAAGAGUUUAGUUGAUUCUAAUAUUGGAACUGGUUUUAGUCCUGUGACUGGUUUCGAUUCACAAUUAAAAGAUACGCUUUUCAUUGUUGGAUUGCAGGGCAUGAGAGUUGAAGAUUUUUCACGAAUGGAAAAAGCCUAUGAGGAGACAAUAAAAAAAGUAAUGAACGAAGGUUUUGAAAAAGAUCACGUCGCAUCUAUUCUUCAUGGUAUUGAAUUACAUGUAAAACAUCAGACAUCAAAUUUUGGAAUGAAUUUACUUUUUAAUAUAAUGCCCCUAUGGAAUCAUGAUGGUGAUAUUAUUCAAUCAUUACGUAUUAAUGAUGCUCUUGAAUCAUUUAAAAUUAAUAUCAAUGAAAAUCCAAGAUAUUUACAAGAAUUGGUGGAAAAAUAUUUUUGGCAAAAUAAACAUCGUUUAACAUUAACAAUGUCACCAAAUGAAAAAUAUAGUGAAGAAUUGUUGAAUGCUGAAAAUCAAAUACUUAAGGAAAAAAUUGAAAAAUUAACAACUGAUGAGAGAAAAGAGAUUUAUUUAAAUGGACAACAAUUACUUGAGGAUCAAACAAAAUCGGAGAAUAUUGAAACAUUACCAACGUUAAAGAUUGAGGAUUUGAAAAAAGAUGUAGAGAGGUACAAUGUUGAAGAUUUAAAAUUGAAUGGAGUUCCAGUUCAAUUAUCAUUACAGCCAACAAAUGAAGUUUGCUAUUUUCGCGGUAUUCUUAGUACACAAAAAUUAUCAUUGGAUUUAAAGAAUCUUUUACCAAUUUUUAAUAAUGUUGUGACAAAAAUGGGUACCCAAAAUUAUGACUACAGGACAUUUGAUAAAAUGAUUCAAUUAAAAACAUCGGGUCUUGGUUUUACGAAUCAUAUAGCUGAACAACGAAAUAAUGUCACGAGUUAUGAGGAGGGAAUUCUCAUUGAAUCCUAUUGUUUGCAACAGAAUUCAAAAGAAAUGUGGCAAUAUUGGGAGGAAUUAUUCAAUCGAGUAAAACUCACUGAUCUCAAACGUUUUGAGACAUUGGUGAAAAUGAGCGCUACUGAUUUAACAAAUGGAAUUGCUGAUGCUGGUCAUCAUUAUGCUUUGAGUAGUGCUGGAAGUUUGGUGAGUCCAGUGCGUAAAAUGAAGGAGAAUCUUUCUGGUUUGGAGUAUAUUACGCGAAUGAAAAAAAUUGCACAACUCACGGAUAUGUCAUCAAUUCUUGAACAAAUACAAAUUAUUGGAAGGGAAAUUUUUAAUAAAUCUUGUUUCAGAUCAGCUGUUAAUAUUUCACCGGAGAAUAAGGAGGAAAUAAUGAAAAAUCUUAAUAAAUUCUAUCAAUCACUUAAUGGUGAACCUGUGAAUAAUCCAAUUUUAUCAUUAGAAUUAACAUCAAUGAAUAAUGAAAUAGGAAUUCAUCAUUUAGUACCGUAUACAAUUAAUUUUGCCUCCAAGGCAAUAUUAACAGUACCCUAUACUGAUUCUGAUUCUUCUGUUCUUAGUGUAUUGGCAAAAUUACUUACAAAUGUUUAUCUUCAUUUUGAAGUUAGAGAAAAAGGCGGUGCCUAUGGUGGUGGUGCAAAAUUAUCAUCAGAUGGUAUUUUUGCCUUUUAUUCAUAUCGUGAUCCAAAUUCAAUAAAAACAUUUGAAAUUUUUGAUAACGCUUAUGAAUUUAUAAAGAAUUAUUCACUUAACGAGAGAGAUUUAUUGGAGGCAAAAUUGGGAUUAUUUCAAGAUAUUGAUUCACCAAUACCACCGAGUAAUAGGGGUUUAAUUAAAUUUCUCUAUGGUAUUACGGACAAUGAUAUACAAAUGAGACGUGAGAGAAUAAAAGCAGUGACAAUUGAUGAUAUAAUGAGAGUAACGGAAAAAUAUUUAAAACCAAAGACAAAAAAUGUGAAAGUUGGACGAUCAUUGAUUGGUCCAAAGAAUGAGGAUUUACAAAAAAGAGACGGUGAAACGUGGAUUGUUUCAAAUGAAAAUGAGAAUUAAAAAAAAAAAAAAAAAAAACUGAAGAUGUUUUUUCAAUUUUAUGAUGUAUAUUUAGUUAAUAAAGAAAUUUUUUUUAA